This is a messenger RNA of Uloborus diversus, 1858 nucleotides long. RefSeq names its product guanylate cyclase soluble subunit alpha-1-like (gene Gycalpha99B). Gene Ontology annotation, molecular function: guanylate cyclase activity. The record is from RefSeq and is a predicted model, not a curated record. The transcript is spliced from 6 exons. Gene Ontology annotation, cellular component: guanylate cyclase complex, soluble. Gene Ontology annotation, biological process: cGMP biosynthetic process; response to oxygen levels. Bases 1 to 1410 code for a protein of 469 amino acids. NCBI's taxonomy places the organism in Eukaryota, Metazoa, Arthropoda, Arachnida, Araneae, Uloboridae.
AUGAUUGGAAUCAUAAGAGAAACUGCGAAAGACUUACAGCAAGUCGACGUUAUUGUGAAUCUUACAUCAGUUGGAGAAGAUUUUUUGUAUCAAGUUACGACAGUUUCCGAGUCAAAAUCAAAAAACACUGUUACUGAAAGAUACACAGAAAAAUUAUCAAGAUACCCUGAAGAUUUGGGUAUUUCCAUGUCUAUAAUGUGUAAAGUUUUUCCGUUUCAUCUUAUUCUGGACAAAGGAAUGCAAAUAGUACAGCUUGGUAGAGGUCUUCAAAAGAUUAUUAAAUCAAAAAUUAAAGAAGGAGACAGGCAGUUUUCUUCUUAUUUUGUUAUACAAUCUCCGAAAGUUGCUAAUACAUUUGAAGAUAUAGCUCAGCUUUCGAAUGUUCCUUUUCUGUUGAUAAUGAAGAUGUCACAAGGCAUGAAUAUAAAAGGACAGAUGAUCUUGUGUCCAGAAUCAAGCUCUCUACUGUUUCUUGGUUCCCCGGUCAUCAAGGGAUUAUCCGGACUUGUAGGAAAAGGACUUUACAUUUCCGAUAUCCCAAUACAUGAUGCCACGAGGGAUAUCAUUUUAGUAGAAGAACAAACGAAAGCCCAGGAUGGAUUAAAGAAACGAAUGGACAAACUUAAAAAUUCCAUCCAAGAAGCUAGUCAAGCUGUAGAAGAAGAAAGACAAAAAAACGUAGAUUUGUUGCAUUUGAUAUUCCCUGCGGAAGUUGCCAGAAAACUUUGGAGAGGUGAAACAGUAAAAGCUGAGCAGAAGGAAAAUGUCACGAUGUUGUUCUCAGACAUCGUGGGUUUCACUUCAAUCUGUUCAACAGCAACUCCUCUGAUGGUUAUCGAUCUGCUUAACAAUCUCUACACCCGAUUCGAUAGUUUCUGCGGUGAGCUGGACGUUUACAAAACAGAAACUAUUGGGGACGCAUAUUGUGUUGCUGGUGGUUUGCAUCGAGCGAGCACUACGCAUGCACAGCAAACAGCUUGGAUGGCUUUGAAGAUGAGAGACGCUGCAGAAAUGGUAACGUCUCCUGAUGGCAAACCUCUUCAGAUGCGAAUAGGUCUUCAUACUGGAGUAAUAUUGGCUGGAGUCGUUGGAACGAAAAUGCCAAGAUAUUGCUUGUUCGGAAAUCACGUCACUCUUGCCAAUAAAUUCGAAUCAGGCAGUGUUGCCAUGCGCAUCAACGUUAGUCCUACUACGUAUGAGCUUUUGGUAAAAACGAAGACGUUUAUAUUUACGCCAAGAACUAGAGCGGAUUUACCUAAAGGUUUUCCUGAUAACGUAGAAGGAAUACCUUACUUUUUGGACAACUAUAUUCAUCCGGACUUGCCUUCAACAGCUUCACUUUCUGACCACAUCGCUUCAGCCAUUAAAAAACUGGAUUUGCAAACUACAGUUUUUAGACCCAACUCUUAAGAUUUGGGCUGAAUUGAUUAUGCUUUUGUUUGUGUACUGGAAGUUGUUUUCGUUAUUUAUUACAGAAAAUGUUUAAUAUUUUAUGGGCGAUGCAAAUGCAUUUAAAACGUCAUUGUAAAGUGUUUUAUUUUGAUAAAGUAUGUUUCAAACAUUUAUCAGAUCUUUAAGUCGUAAGAAUCAUUUGUGUGGUAUUAUGUUGAACAGUUUUUUGUGAUUAGUAAUAUUAAAUAUUUUACAGGUUAAUGUUUAGUAUUUGUGUUCAAAAUAUGUAAACUGUUUAUAUACUGCUUUUCUUUGGUUUAUUUUGCUGUAUAAAAUACCAGAAGCAAUCAAUCAUUAAUUUAAAACAUUUAUGACAUCAGUGGAGUGUUGUGAUCACAACUUGCGUGCUGUGUGUAACAUGUUUAUCUUUCUGCCAGUAAGACAUGCACAUGCAUUUAACUUUGUA